AGAUGCAGCGCAGCAUAUUUUGCACAUGAGUUCAGAGGAAGAGGAAGUGUAGCGGGCGGACGCGCGGCGGCGGCGCGGGGUGGGGUGGGGGCGGCGGGGCUGGAAUCAGAGCGCGCAGGGCGCAGGGCGCAGCGAGCGGGAGCGCGGCGGCCACUGGCUCUGGGGAGGUACCUGCGCGGCCAGCGCCCGAGGGACCGACGACACGCGAGCGGCCGCGCCCCGCGCUCUGCCCCCACCCCCGGGGCCGCGUCGUCCGCGCGCCGCCCUGCUCUGCAUGGCACAAACUUUCAUCCCGGGACAUAGCACGCUGUCUCCGGGAGCCUGCGCCACGGUCGCCGCUGCUGGUCCCCUAAGACAGCUAUCGAGAUGGGUUGCAGUCUGAACAAGCUGGAGAAACGUGAAGAGAAGCGGCCUGGGAACAUUUACUCAACUCUGAAGAGACCUCAAGUGGAGACCAAGGUAGAUGUGACCUACGAAUACUGCUUUCUAGAGUUCACCACACUUACUGCCGCGGAGCUGCCGAGAUCCUCAGCCACGAGGUUAGCCUCUUUGCGGGACCUGCCUGACCAGCUUCUGGAGCUGUAUCAGCAAGGCUUCUCACUGGCCGCCCUGCACCCAUUUGUGCAGCCAACACCCAGGCAAGAGAAGAUCCUCCUCGAGCACAUCUUUAGGGCCAUCUUGGUCAAGAAAACCAACAGGUCUCAGAAGGCAGAGCUUCACAAUGAAGGCUACAUCUUGGAAUUGGAUUACUGCUCCUCCUUAGAACACCUGACAGACCAGAAGCUCAUCCCAGAGUUCAUUAAGAAGGUGCAGGAGGCCGCAAGUCGGGGCUUGAAGUUCGUUAGUGUGGUCCCUCAGUACCAGUCCCCUGUGAGCUCAGCAGGCAGCAGGCGAUCGAUGCCUGUUGCCAACAGUGUUGAAGAUGCCAGGGAUGUGAAAUACACCGUUGGGGACCAUUCAUCCUUGGAAAAUGAUUCUCCAAAGGCUGCAGAUAUGGAUGCUGUCACUGCGGGAGUGAACCGAAGACCGGAGCCCAACUCAGAAGAGAAUGAGGCUGGCGAGUUUCCACUGCAGGAUUUGAGGCCAGCGCUGGAUGGAUCAGAGGGUGACCCCUCGAAUGGGCACGAAGAGCUGCCCUCCAGGAAGAUGGAGAUCUUCGCCUUUUUCAACAGACCGAAGAGCCAACAGAAAUGUCGGCAGUACUACCCCGUCACCAUCCCCCUCCAGGUCUCCAGGAACGGCCAGACGGUGAGCAGUCUGGACGCCAGCUGGCUGGAGCACAUGAGUGACCAUUUCCGGAAAGGCGGUGUGCUGGUGAAUGCCGUCUUCCAGCUUGGCAUGGCCAACGACUCCUUCUAUGGCCUGACAGAUGGAGUAUUCAUCUUUGAAGCUGUUUCCACAGAAGAUAGCAAAACCACACAGGGCUACGAUGCUAUUGUUGUAGAACAAUGGACAGUCCUGGAAGGCACAGAGGUGCAGACCGACUACAUGCCCCUGCUGAACUCACUGGCAGCCUACGGAUGGCAGCUCACCUGUGUGCUGCCAACGCCCAUACUCAAGACUACCAGAGAAGGCAACCUGUCCACCAAGCAGAUUGUGUUUCUUCAGAGACCCUGUCUACCUCAGAAAGCCAAGAAGAGGGAAUCCAAGUUCCAGUGGCGAUUCUCCCGGAGUGAGAUCCACAGCAGGCAAACAAGGACAUCCAAAGGGAAACUCAGCGACAAGCAGCAAGCAGAAGAGAAUGAGAAGAAUCUUGAAGAGCAGUUCUCCAAGGCUGGAGAUGUGGGAAACUGUGUGCUGGGAGCACAGCAGUGGGGCAGAGCCCCUGAGGUCAGGGAGCAAAGUCAGGGCUCAGCAGCUGUGCAGAAUGGCCCUGCCGGCCACAACAGGGACUCGGUGGCCCUUAGGCACUCAAAUCCCAGAGCAGAGGCUGCAGAGCUUGCUGCAGGCCCCGCUCCAACAGAAGCAAAUUGAAUCCAUGGUUUGUGCUAGGCCUGCGCCGUGACUGCAAACCUUGGAAAGCUUGCUAGCAGCUGGUUUGUUCUGUGUUACCCUUUGGCUUGACCUCCCAUUGUUAGCUCAAUGGCCCUGUGAGGGCGGGUCUCUGACGGUGUUUUCUGCACAUCCACUGGAAAGCUGUCUUAAUGAUCCACUUAUAUUAGAAUGCAAGGUUGGGCUGUUCCUCCUAGACCUCGGGGCUGGCGGCCUGGCUCUGGUCCUCCUCUUCCACAAGGGAGGGCAUGGACCAUAGUGCCUGUACUGCCCCACCGGGCUCCAGUACACAUCUUGGUCAACUUCUGGGACAUCCUUCGCUACAAACCAAGGUUUUUCUGCUCACUCCUACAUGCUGCUGCUCUGGGAAAGAACUUAGUGACUUUAACCCUGCAGCCUGCCAGCUGGCCUUCCCCACCUGAGCUCUGGAGAUCCUGCUGUUGUGGAAGGCAAGGAUGUUGGAGAAGAGGAGGUACCCAAGCCUCCUGCCUGUCUUAAGGUAGUUCUAUAGAUACUGGUGAUCUGGAAACAAACAGGUAAUUCUGGAUGCCCUGGCUCUUACAGAAUGUUUAAGAAAGUAUUCUGUGUUAAUAUUAAUGCCAAAAAAUACUUUUUUUUAAAAUUUGUCUUCAACACAUGUGUGAAUAUGUUGUCAUUUUGAGCAGUUGGUAACUGAGUGCCCUUGUGUGCUAUUUUUGUUGAUGUGUCAUUGACUGAGUUGUAUGCUGUGCCUGUCACAUGUUUAUAUUGUCCAUAAAGUGUUGUUAAGGCUUUAAGUAGAAGCAAACCUUGGAGAGAGAACACCAGUUGUCUUGAUGGAAACAGCCCUGUCUCUUUCUUGUUUAGUUAUUUAAAGCAAUAAAUGACCUGAGUUUA
Messenger RNA from Apodemus sylvaticus (European woodmouse), 2868 nucleotides. It is a transcript of the gene Rftn1, whose product is annotated as raftlin, lipid raft linker 1. NCBI's taxonomy places the organism in Eukaryota, Metazoa, Chordata, Mammalia, Rodentia, Muridae. The coding region runs from base 367 to 1974 and encodes 535 amino acids. The record is from RefSeq and is a predicted model, not a curated record. The transcript is spliced from 10 exons.